Molecule: messenger RNA, 957 nt
Organism: Penicillium olsonii
Lineage: Eukaryota; Fungi; Ascomycota; Eurotiomycetes; Eurotiales; Aspergillaceae
Source: the annotation of a GenBank genome assembly
AUGGUCAAAUCUCGCUCGCCAUUGGCAAAAUUAGCCAUUGCUGCCAUCACUGUGCUGUCGGGUCUCUUCUUUGUUCUUUACUUCCACCCCGCUAGAUUGGCAACUCCAGGGCGCAGUAUUGCAACCAUCAAAACUUCUCAGCAUGAAUUAGAAGAGAUCCCAUCGAGAGUUUCAACAAUACCAGAGAAAUUAUGGUACAAAGUUGGCCCAAAAGGCUUGAGCAACGAGUCAAGAGACUGGAUGGAUGAUUGCUUGCACAAGAAUCCCAAAUAUGUCUCGGAGAUCAUGACGGACGAUUCGGGUGAUCUUUAUGUGAAAAAUACUUUCGCCCAUCGACAGGAUAUUGUCCAAACCUAUCUUAACCUGACGGUACCAAUCCUUAAGGCCGACCUCCUUCGAUACCUGCUUCUCUUUGCAGAAGGCGGGAUCUGGUACGACCUGGAUGUCUCUUGUGGCGACGUUCCAAUUCAUGAAUGGAUUCCAGAAAAGUUUGCCUCCAAUGCGAGCCUUGUUGUGGGCCUGGAGUUCGACGAAGGAUGGGGCGAGGGUAUUGUGCGCCAAUUCGCAAGCUGGACGAUCAUGGCAGCUCCUCAUUCACCGCACAUGAGAGUUGUCAUCGAUGAUAUCUUGGAAGCAAUCCACCAGAAAGCAGAGGAGCGAGCUAUUGGGGUUCGUGAUUUGACGCUUGACAUGAUAGGCGAUGUGGUGGACUUCACCGGCCCUAGGCGUUUGACGCGUGGAGUCAUGAAGAGCCUGGGCUCAGCGCUGAAUAGGACAGUCGAGAUGGACAGUAUUUCUCAUCUUUUGGAGCCCGUCAUGAUCGGCGACGUCCUGGUUUUGCCGGGAUAUUCGUUCGCUGCAUCUGCCAACAAAUAUGUGAAUGAAACGGGGCCUGCAUUGGUGACUCACCAUUACGCUGGGAGCUGGAAGAAUCAGAAGGGAGGCGAGACAACUUGA